GGGGGGGAGAGGGGGAGGUGUUUACGACAGGCGGACCUGGUUUGCGGCAGUGAGGCAGUGGCCAGAGAUCCCGAGUCACAGUUUGCGGCAGUGAGUGAGUGAGUGAGAGAGAGAGAGAGAGAGGCGCUGAGGACGUGGGAGACAGAGCCCGAAACUGACUGGAAGCCGAGGACAUGCCGAGGGCGGGGGGUGAGAGGCGCAGUGCGGGCAAGGAGGCGAAGAAGGCGAGGAGCGAGACGGGGGAGGAAGAGAAAAGUAAAAUGAAGAGGAUUUUCGGGUUCGAGUUGUCUGACCUGCAGAGCUGGCAGCGGUGUGUGUGUUUGCUGAACCGCCCAACAGACCCCGCCUCGCUGGGCAUCUUCAGAACGUUGUUUGGGCUGCUGAUGGUGAUUGACAUCCCUCAGGAGCGCGGCCUCAGUUUUCUCGAUCACAGAUAUUACGAUCAAUUGAUCAUUUGCCGUUUCCCGCUCUUCAACUUCCUGAGGCCUCUCCCCCUCGACUGGAUGUACGUCGUCUUCGUGGUCAUGUGGCUCGGAGCGCUGGGGGUGAUGCUGGGCCUGUGCUACAGGCUCAGUUGCCUGAUGUUCAUGACCACUUACUGGUACGUGUUGCUGCUGGACAAGACGUCCUGGAACAACCACUCCUACCUUUACGGCCUGAUAGCCUUCCAGCUCUGCUUCAUGGACGCCAAUCGCUACUGGUCUCUGGACGGACUCAGAAACCCGAAGAAGCGGAAUGUGGAGGUACCUCUGUGGAACUACACGGUCUUGAGAACUCAGAUAUUUAUUGUGUAUUUUCUGGCCGGUGUGAAGAAGUUGGAUGCCGAUUGGGUGGAAGGAUAUUCUAUGAACCACCUGGCUUCCCAUUGGCUGUUUGAUCCCUUCAAGCAUGUGCUGACGGAGGAGAAGGUCAGUUUGCUGGUGGUCCACGGUGGGGGUUUGAUGCUCGACCUCUCGGCUGGUUUCCUGCUUUUCUUCGAUGUGACUCGUCCCUACGCCAUUGUCUUUGUCACCUAUUUCCACAGUAUGAACUCGCAACUCUUCAGUAUAGGAAUGUUCGCUUACACCAUGUUGGCCACCUCCCCGCUGUUCUGCUAUCCCGACUGGCCCCGAGCCAUAAUCCGGAGAUUCCCAGGGUUCCUGAGGGCUGUGGCCCCCCUGACGGAGCUCCCCCAGCGGAGCCCGAGCUGUGUUUACCCCCAACAGGACCCCCAGGCCAGGGACAAACGGAAAAGCCGGAGAGAGAAUCCACUCAGCCUCCGGCACAAGAUGGGAGCCAUCUUCACCAUCGUUUACCUGUUGGAACAAUUCUUCCUCCCGUACUCGCACUUCAUCACUCAGGGUUACAAUAACUGGACCAAUGGGCUCUAUGGCUACUCGUGGGACAUGAUGGUCCAUUCCCGGUCCCACCAACACGUCAAAAUCACCUACAGGGACGGGGUGACCGGGGAGGUGGGCUACCUCAACCCGGGGGUGUGGACACUGAGCCGCCGCUGGAAGGACCAUGCGGACAUGUUGAAGCAGUACUCUGCCUGUCUGGCCUCCCAGCUCCAGCAUUACAACAUCUCUCAGCCACACAUCUACUUCGAUAUCUGGGUCUCCAUCAACGAGAGGUUCCAACAGAGGCUGUUUGACCCGCGGGUGGAUGUGGUCGCGGCUGCCUGGUCACCAUUCAGGAGGACGGACUGGCUGAUGCCGCUGCUCGUGGACCUGUCGCCGUGGAGACACAAGUUUGAUGAGAUCGAGAAAUCACUGGACAACAGCACUGAUGUGGUCUUCAUCGCAGACUUCCCAGGUUUGCACCUGGAGAACUUUGUGAGCGAGGAUCUGGGCAACACGAGUAUCCAGGUGCUGCAGGGGGAGGUGGCCGUGGAGAUCGUGGCCGAAAACAGAAACUACAGCCUGAGAGAAGGCGACAAAAUGCAGCUGCCCGCAGGAGACUAUCACUAUGUGUACACGGUGUCGGAGGAGCCCUCCUGUUACAUGUAUUUGUACGUGAACACCACAAUGAUUCAGUUUGAGCAGAAUUAUACACGUCUGGCGGAGCUACAGGAGAGGCUGAGGAACGGGACAGAGCCGGAGGAGAUGGACGCUGAGCUGCGGCAGGUGCUGAACGGCAAUGCCGAGGGCCUGAACAUCACUGACCCGGUGCUGGCCGCCUUCGCCCAGCGGCAGAGGAGACUGGAGGAGCACGAGAAGAGGAGGAACAGCACAGUUCUGGAGCGGUUCCGGCGAUUCACGCUCAGAAAGUACAUGAUCUUCCGCAGGAGUAUCCUCAUGACCAGCUAUGCCAUCAGGAACCUGGUGUUGGGCCAACCCUCGCUGGAGCAGUUGUCCCUGGAAUAUGAUUACGCCAAUAUGAAGUUUCAUGAAGAUACCGAAACCCCCUCCUCAUCACAGGGGGCAGAGCAACUAGUCCCAGAGGGGAGGGUCGAGCUGUGACCACCCCCCCCCCACCCACCACCCCGAGCCGGGCCUCAGCAACCGAUGGUAACACACUUAAGACCUCAGACUCUUUCCAAGUCAAUUACAUUCCAGUCUGUGCUGUGUCUAUUCCAGCACCAACACACACUACAUUCUCUCUUUUUCUCUUCCCGCCCCACCCCCCCACCUCGCUUCCCUUCUCCCCUCCCAACACUGUGCUCACAACCCACCACCAGCAACAUACUCUCCCCCCACCCCUCCUCACCUCCUCUCUCCCCCUCCCCACGCUUUUAUUUGGCUGUUCUCAACAGGCUGGAAUCUCAGCUUUGCAGGACAUAUUGGAGAGAAAGGUGUGUCAGCCCCCUCCCCCCCAUACGAUGAUCAGUGUUAAAAGCAGCAGCUGACGUGCAAAAGUAUUUUCGUAUCAGCCAAUUUUGUUUGACCAAAUGAAGCUUUAUAUAAAACAAAACCAUUUAAUGGA
This is a messenger RNA of Callorhinchus milii (elephant shark), 2904 nucleotides long. RefSeq names its product gamma-glutamyl carboxylase (gene ggcx). Bases 174 to 2441 code for a protein of 755 amino acids. NCBI's taxonomy places the organism in Eukaryota, Metazoa, Chordata, Chondrichthyes, Chimaeriformes, Callorhinchidae. The record is from RefSeq and is a predicted model, not a curated record. Gene Ontology annotation, molecular function: vitamin binding; gamma-glutamyl carboxylase activity. The transcript has 15 exons. Gene Ontology annotation, biological process: peptidyl-glutamic acid carboxylation.